This is a messenger RNA of Pecten maximus, 1632 nucleotides long. RefSeq names its product neuropeptide S receptor-like. Gene Ontology annotation, molecular function: neuropeptide receptor activity. The record is from RefSeq and is a predicted model, not a curated record. Lineage: Eukaryota; Metazoa; Mollusca; Bivalvia; Pectinida; Pectinidae. Gene Ontology annotation, cellular component: membrane. Gene Ontology annotation, biological process: neuropeptide signaling pathway.
CCAGUAUAUGAAUGAAGCCAUCCCACGAUUUAGACUAUGCCUCUUGGACAGCUGAUAAUCUGGGUUAUGUAGAGGAUACGUAAGCGUGCACAGGCCAAUUUCUUGACUUGCGGAGGAUACACUCAUCGGUGACAUUACACAUUGCAGUUUGUAAGCAGGUUGUUCUGUUCACAAAUCAUAUGAAGAGAUGCAGAAUACGACACCAUUUGGCUCAGUCGAUGACAUCACCAACGCCAACACAUACACAAAUACGUCAUCACUGACGUCCUCUGCGACGUCAUCAUCAAAUAUCACAGGAAAUGUAUCAGAAUAUGGAUAUUUAGAGGACACUGUUAUUUCAUCCGGUCCAGAAAUCGACUCAAUUAACCAAAAAUAUUUUUCUUCCGUUUUACUUCUAUCAUUCAUUUACGCAUGCGUACUUUUAGUUGUAGGUAUUCCUGGAAACAGUUUGGUCGUGUAUGUGUAUGGCUUUAAGAGUAAACGUACUGUUUCACGGACCUUUAUUCUGACUCUGGCUGCACUUGACCUUAUCAAUUGUUCGUUUUCGAUAUCAACAGAACUUUUCCUUUUGUGGAAUUUCUUUAAAUUCGACUACCCCGAACAUUGUAAAAUAAGUCGUUUUAUAACAUCAUUUUGUAAUCACUCCACAACAGUUGUGCUGCUCACUAUAGCCAUUGAUAGGUUUAGGAAGAUUCGUUAUCCACUGAAAAGAACAAUGCGUAAGUCAACGGCAUUAAAAGUGAUAUUUUUCGCGAUGAUUUUUGGAUGUCUGACUGGCAUUCCAUUUGCAUUAUUAUAUGGCACUCACACGGUACCACUAGGAUCAGACGAAAAAGACGCUCAUAAAACUGUGUACCAAGGGAAAACAUGCCUACCACAAGAUGGCGUAGAUAUAGUCUACAAAGAAUUACUGUUGAUAGUUCUUUCCGUUGCGCAUGUCGUGAGUGACAUAAUCCUCGUAGUGCUCUACUCGUGUGUGGGGAAAACUGUCCUGUCUAGUCAUAAUUCAUUUGGUCAUGAUGACACAACGAUAGUUAAUCGUCAUUCGGAAAGGAGAGGGAGUUACGAACUUGGACGACGUAAUACUUCACGUCUAAAUAGCACAUCCUCGGUUCCUGGUAAAUUUAGUCACACAAACACCAUGCUAUUUCUUGUGACACUCGUCUUCAUCGUAUCGUUCGUUCCUUAUUUAGUAUUGGCGUUUCUUAGGACGUUUCAAAUGAAGACUAAACAACCAUCCUCAUUAUCAGCAGCAGUCCAGCACUUUUUCCUGCGAAGUUACUUCCUAAACAGUGCGAUUAAUCCAAUUGUGUACUGUUUUGUGAGCAAACACUUUCGCCAAGAAGCAAUCACUGGUAUUCGCCGGAUGUUUUCUAGGAGAAGAACUUGGUACGACCCUAGACGACCAACUCAAAGACAUUGAUUUUGUACAAAUGUAAUGCACUCAAUGUGUGGGUUGUGUCUUGCAGUUGCUGUCAUUGAAUUGGUUAACUGGUUCGAUUUCAUCAGUAUUUAAAAAGAUGAUACUGCAAAUACAAAUAACUACAAAGAUAUUUCUCUUGUAAGUGGUAGGAGUAAAUUGUUUACGUAAAUACUGAAUGUACGAUUAGUAAAGCUGAGUAUCGAAAAUAA